Anopheles maculipalpis is the source of this 1627-nucleotide messenger RNA. RefSeq names its product major facilitator superfamily domain-containing protein 1-like. NCBI's taxonomy places the organism in Eukaryota, Metazoa, Arthropoda, Insecta, Diptera, Culicidae. Gene Ontology annotation, biological process: transmembrane transport. The coding region runs from base 1 to 1626 and encodes 541 amino acids. The transcript is spliced from 6 exons. Gene Ontology annotation, molecular function: transmembrane transporter activity. The record is from RefSeq and is a predicted model, not a curated record. Gene Ontology annotation, cellular component: lysosome.
AUGCCACGCCAGUACGAUGAAGAUGAAGCACGCCGCCCCAUCCUACAGCCGGAUACGGACACGGAUGAACCGACGGGUUCGGCGGUCAGUGGACCGUUGGCCCGCCUAGGCCGCACGAGCGAUGACGACGAGCUGACCGAACGGCUGACCGGGUGUGGUGCGAGCGCGUGCUGUAACCCGUCCUCGUUUCUGCAUCGCUUCCAGGCCCUUAUCUUGAUGUGCCUGGUCGGUUUCGGUUCGUACUUCUGUUACGAUAAUCCUGGCGCGCUGCAAGAUACGUUCAAAUCGGAUCUUAAUCUUACCACCACCCAGUUUGUGAUGCUGUACUCGAUCUACUCGUGGCCCAACGUGAUCCUAUGCUUCAUUGGGGGUUUUCUGAUGGAUCGUGUGUUCGGCAUUCGGCUCGGUACGAUCAUUUACAUGUUUAUUCUACUGAUCGGACAGCUGAUCUUUGCGAUGGGCGCUACUAUCAAUCUGUUCUGGCUGAUGAUUGUCGGACGGUUUAUGUUUGGCAUUGGAGCAGAAUCGCUUGCAGUGGCCCAGAACAGUUACGCGGUGCUCUGGUUCAAGGGCAAGGAACUUAACAUGGUGUUUGGGUUGCAGCUUUCGUUUGCCCGUGUCGGUAGUACGGUGAACUUCCUCGUCAUGGUACCGAUCUACAAGUACGUGAAGAGCCUUGGCUAUCAGGGGCACAUGUGUACCGGGGUGGUACUGCUGCUAGCCACACUGACCUGCGUAAUGUCGAUGAUCUGUGCCCUAAUUCUUGGCUGGAUGGAUCGCCGGGCGGCACGUAUUUUGAAGCGUAACGAUUCGGCACCUGGUGGCGAAGUGGCCAAACUAUCGGACGUGCGCACCUUCAAGGUUUCGUUCUGGAUGGUGACGGUAAUCUGUGUCGCGUACUAUGUGGCCAUCUUUCCGUUCAUUGCACUGGGGAAGGUGUUUUUUAUGCGCAAGUUUGAUUUCUCGUCCGAAGAUGCGAACACGGUCAAUUCGAUUGUGUACAUCAUUGCGGCGGUCGCAAGCCCACUGUUUGGGCUGCUCGUUGAUCGUACCGGGCGUAAUGUGCUGUGGGUGUUUCUGUCCGUGCUGGUGACGAUCUUCGCCCAUGGGAUGCUUGCUUUUAGCUAUUUGAAUCCGUACAUCGGUAUGAUUACGAUGGGAUUGGCGUACUCGAUGUUGGCUUCCAGUUUGUGGCCGUUGGUGGCGUUGAUUGUGCCGGAGUAUCAGCUCGGAACGGCGUACGGCAUUUGCCAAUCGGUGCAAAAUCUUGGACUGGCCGUCAUUUCGAUGAUUUCGGGCAUGAUUGUCGAUAAGGGUGGAUACUUUAUGCUUGAAAUUUUCUUCAUCGGAUGGCUUAUCGUCUCUCUACUGGCCACCAUCGUUAUCUGGCUGUAUGACGCAAGCAAUGACGGUUUGCUCAACAUGAGCCCUACAGCACGCGCCCUUUAUGCAAGCAAAACGCUGCAGCGCAUGUCCGGUGACCAGGGUUCGUCCGGCGAUAUGACCGACAGCCAACAGGAACGUGAUCGACGCGCCAACGAUCCGGAAGCGAUCCGCAACCGGUACUUGAACCGUGUGCUCGACGGUACACCAACCCAAAGCGAUACGGAACCGCUGGUAGAGUGAG